Tetrahymena thermophila SB210 is the source of this 891-nucleotide messenger RNA. Its product is annotated as peptidase family C54 protein. The transcript has 2 exons. NCBI's taxonomy places the organism in Eukaryota, Ciliophora, Oligohymenophorea, Hymenostomatida, Tetrahymenidae. The record is from RefSeq and is a predicted model, not a curated record. Gene Ontology annotation, molecular function: protein-phosphatidylethanolamide deconjugating activity.
AUGAGCACAACACAAAACUGCAUUUAACUUGUCAACGAGGAUUCAAUAUUCUCUACUAGCAAAAAGUUUACAUUAUCCAGCACUGAAAGACCUAUGUGCUAAAUUUUAGGUAAGAUUUUCUACUGUGGAGAAAAAACUAAUGAAUUGCUUUAAGAAGAAUUAAGCUCCCUUGUUUUUUUGUCAUACAAGAAAAAUAUGAAAGAGUUUUAGUAUUUAUCUACCACUAUUACUACAGAUAAUGGCUGGGGUUGCUCAUUACGUACUUCUUAAAUGAUGCUAGCUCAAGGCCUUAAGCGCCACCUCUACGAAAAAAGAGUAUAGUCAUUUAUUUACAACGAUAAGACUAAAUUGGAUUUCUAACACUUAAUUAUGAUGUUUGCUGAAAGUAAUUCUCUUGAAAACAUGGACUAGUCUCCUUUUGGUUUCCAUUCUCUUUUAACUCAAGCUAUAAACUUAUUUUAAGUUCCUUUAAAAUAACAAUACACUCCAGUUUAGGGCAUAAAGGCUCUCAAAUAGUAAUUUAAGUAAUAAAAGUUAGUCAAGAGCCUUAAAAUAGUAACCUCAAGUACCGGUGUUAUAUUUUAAGAAGACAUCCGCUAAAAGAUGAAAAACUGGGAAAAAAGUCUUCUACUUAUUUUGCACUUUAAAUUAGGAACUGGAAAAUUAAAUUAAAUAUAUGUAGAAUAAAUUAAAUCCUUAAUGGAUUUAGAGUAUUUUGUAGGUGCUAUUGGUGGAAUAAAAAACAAAAGCUUAUUCAUGGUUGGAUACAUGAAUGAUUAAUUUUUAUCUCUCGAUCCUCAUGUCUAACAGGUAAAUAAUUUAAAAUUAAUUCAUACUAACAAUUAUACUAAAUUAACUUUUAUAAUUAGAAUGCAUGCAAAGAUCCAUUGA